Melanotaenia boesemani (Boeseman's rainbowfish) is the source of this 2009-nucleotide messenger RNA. RefSeq names its product cytosolic phospholipase A2 beta-like. The record is from RefSeq and is a predicted model, not a curated record. The transcript is spliced from 14 exons. Gene Ontology annotation, molecular function: calcium ion binding; calcium-dependent phospholipid binding. Gene Ontology annotation, cellular component: nucleoplasm; nuclear envelope; cytosol. Bases 55 to 1794 code for a protein of 579 amino acids. NCBI's taxonomy places the organism in Eukaryota, Metazoa, Chordata, Actinopteri, Atheriniformes, Melanotaeniidae. Gene Ontology annotation, biological process: glycerophospholipid catabolic process.
AGAGGCAGGCAGAACUUCUGGUUUCAAACUGAAACAGGAAUUUUGUUAGUCAACAUGACCGGAAGAGCAAUUUGUCUUUGGCUGGUUAUUUCAGGUGUUCUGCUGCAAGCAGAGGACAACAUGGAGGGACAUGUAAUCACUUCAGAGAAACCUGUCCGUCAGUCCAGGUCUCUUUGCGAUGGAGAACAGCAAUAUGUAAACGUCAGGAAACAGGCAGUUCAGCAGGCACUCAACAGUCUGGAAAUCAACUGUACUCUGGAUUCAGUUCCCCACAUCACCUUGUUAGCCUCUGGUGGGGGUCAGAGGGCAGCUGUGGGUCUGGUGGGUUCCCUGUAUCAGAUGGAGAAGGAAGGUCUGCUGGACACUCUGCUCUACAUGGGAGGAGUUUCAGGGUCAACAUGGUCCAUGGCCUCCUUGUACAGUGACCCUCAGUGGAGCUCCAACAUGGACGAAGCCGUGGCCAGGCUGUCUGGCCCUGGGGUGGAGCUGGAGCAGGCUCUGGCAUGGUUGGGCGAGAGAGCAAAAGAGGAGCACUUCUCCCUCACCGAUGUCUGGGGGGUCUUCACCUCUGCUGGCAUCAUGAAACAGAUGGAUCGUCGACAUCUUUCAGAUGAAGCCAGUAGGAAUGCCACCAAUCCGUAUCCCAUCUAUUGUGCCAUAGAGAAGCUCUGCUACGCAGAUGGGCCUUUACACGGGAAAUGGUUUGAGGUGAGCCCUCAUGAGGCAGGAUUCACAGACUUGGGAGUCUUUGUGGAAACUUCCCUCUUGGGAAGCAAAUUCCAGAAUGGAGAGUUGCUGGAGAAAAAGCAAGAGAUGGAUAUGAUCAAACUACAAGGUGUUUUAGGCUGUGCCCUGGCUCAUGGGGAGAUGGUCAGAGAGUUCAUCCCUCCUUGGCUGAAUGUGCCUGAACACGUAGAUAACAAUGCCCAGGAGUAUCUUCGUGUAUACAAUGCCCUUAAUAAUCUGAUCACCUUGAUCAAAAGCACCAUUGAGGAUCCCGCUGCCCUAUCUGACCUGGACACGCUGCAAAAAUUACUAGAAGACAAGAUCAAUUCUAAUGAGACUGUGCUGCUGGAGUCAAAGAGCCCAGAGGAAAAAAAAGAUAUUUUCCAGCAGUGGAGCCUAGAUCUGCUGAAGGCAGUUGAGAUCUGGAGCCAAAGCCUGGAGGAUGGAGCUUUCAAAACACAUGUUUCUCUUCUUACCAAGCAAAUCCUUCCUCUCGUCGUGAAAUGGGAGUGGGGAACAACCAACAAUUUCCUCUACCAGUAUCAGGAUUCCUCUAUUCCAGCUUGCCUCAGCUCUAAAGAACGAUUUCACCUGGUCGAUGCUGGGCUGCUGAUCAACGUUGCCUACCCAUCAUUUCUGGGGGACAAAAGAGACAUUGACCUCAUCAUUGCACCAGAGUACAGUGCUGGGAACAUGUUUGAGACUCUGACUCUUACAAGAAACUAUGCAGCUGAUGUGAAGAAGCCUUUUCCAGAGAUCGAUGAAAAGAUCCUGGAGGACAAAGACUGGCCAAAGGACUGCUAUGUGUUAGAGGGAAAAGACAAGGAGCCAACGAUCAUCUACAUGCCGCUCUUCAACAGACAGAACUGCAAAGAUCCGGAGGAGUUCAAAGCAAAGAUGGAGGAGUUCUCCACCUUCCAGCGUCCCUUCAACAAGGAGAAGAUUGACUUUGUGCUGGAAACGGCAAAAGUUAACUUGAAGAACAACAGGGACACUUUGCUGAGGGAGAUAAACAAGGCUGCUGUCCGACGGCAGAGCAGGAGGAUGUCUGCUGAGUCAACUGUUUGAUUUUUGUCUUUUUUGAAUGACAUAAACUAAAAUCAGCGGUUUCAUGUUGAUUUCAAUGCUUCAGUGGUUCUUACGUUGCUAUUGAAGGAGUCAAGUAAGCAGAAUUAUAUCAUUCUACUUCAACCAUUCUUUGUAACGCAUUCAUAAUCACGUUUGCAGAAAUUAAACUUUGCUUGUUCUGGGACUUAUACUAUAAAUAAAUGUGUGACAUAUUA